AGCCGUCGCGUUGGAGACGGCGGGCUCGGAGUUCCAAUCCCCCCUCCCUCCCCCCGCAGUGGGGGAGCCCCCGCGCGGCGGUGAGAGGGGCCGGGGGUGCGUGCGGGUCCCCUCAGAGCGCCCCGAGGGGCCCCGCGGCCUGGGGGCUGCGCGGUACCGGCGCCGCCGCUCCCGGGGACAGUGGCGCCGCUGGGAGAGGGCACCGCUCCCUCUGCCCUUUCCCCGGCCCUGGGUGAGGGGGAGUCCUGCAGCCCGAGGCUUCCAGCUGUGCUGCAGGAGCUGGGAUGAAGUAGUGGCCUGAGGACCCCGCGCCUUAACAUAAAAAGGAAAGACGGUGGAAUCGAUGGUGGUGUGCGCUCCUGGCUGUUCGCUAUGGCAGCCACGGACCCCCAGGUCCUGGCCUUGGCUGCUCAGAUCACUGAGAGCAGAGAACAGGACAUCCCCCUGCUGCUGCUGAAGUUAAAGGGAAUUUUAAGCAGUCCUUCCUUAGGAUGUGAAGAAUCAAAUAAAAUUAAGCAAGAUAUAUACGAUUAUGGUCUUACUCAGUACUGCCUGCUGGUCCUUAAGCAAGACCACUCUCAGCUGCAUGGAGCCUGGGCUACUGCUGCCCAGCUAGCAGAGAUACUAAGUCAUUGUUGUGUAGGGCUAGAGGUGAAAGAAGAUCCUGAGGAAUUUUACAGGAAGUUUCUUCCUUCAGUUAUAGACAGCCUGCUGGUUUUGGGGAAACGCUUGCAAGCACGAUUUAUCCGAGCAAUCAAGGAUAAAGAAAAACAAGACUUUUUACACUGGUUCCAAAUAGUAACUGAUGCCAUCUGCUGGCUGUUCGGUGGGCAUAUCCAACUAGCAGCACAUGUACUACAAAAUGAUCGCUUCCUGCAGUUGUUAAUAACAGAUAAUGUUGAAACAGCAAUUGUCAUGAUGUCUGUGUUACACAAUAUUUUGAGGAUCGAUAGUUCUGUCUUGCUUCAAGUUGAAGAAGAGACCCUUCACUCUCUCUUGGAUGAACUUGUUUAUAAGCUGUCCUCUACCACCAAUCCUGCUGUUGGAAGUGCUGCCACAAAACUGCUGUUAUUAGUGGCAAAAUCUUGCAAACAGCUUGUGCAGUUACUCACAGCUCGCUACAAAGGAUUAAAAGGGCUUUUAAGUAAACAGUGGACUGGCAAAGGAUUUGACAGGGAGGUCAAUCAACUCUUGGACCUGAUGUAUUUGGAACAAUCCAGUGGAAAAGGAGAAAUGCAGAAGCGGCAUGAAGCAGCUUGUGUAAUCCAGGCAGCAUGGUGGGGAUUUCAGACAAGGAAAAGGCUAAAAAAGCUACCCCAAGCAGUGGUGACUUUACAGAGAAGCUUCAGAGCUAAACGGGAACAGGAGCUGCAGCAUUUAACAAAACAGAAGGAAGAUGAAGCUCUAAAACUGCAAAUGCAACUUCAGAGACAGAGGGCCAUGAGACUCUUCCAUGAACGACAGCUGGCCUUACUGGAAGUUGUCCAUGCCAGUCAGUUGAAUAAAUACAUGCAGGAAAUGGAGGAGAAAUCAGCAUUAACUAUCCAGAGAUUCUGGCGAGGGUAUAGAGCAAGAAGAAUUUUUCAUCAGCAGAAACAGUCUCUUAAGGAGUAUAAGGCAGCUGUCAUCAUUCAAAGAGCAGCUUGUAAAUUCUUGGAGAAACGAAGGAGGAGGAGACCUCUCUCUCCUUGGAAAGAACCCAAGGGACUGACUGAUGAGCAGAGACUGGCUUUGCAGCAGAAGGUGGAUGACUACAUCAAAUUGCAUCCGGCUUCCCAAAUGUCAGAAGAAAGGAGUAAAGAAUUGCAUGUGCAGGCUCAGGCAAAGCUGGCACAGUUCCUGUUGAGGAACAGGCUGGAUCAGAGAGCGGCGCAGCGGAGAGAGGCUUUGCUGGCUCAGGUCAACACCGAUGUGGAGCUGCUAAUGAAUGCUCCAGGUUUAGCAGAGACCACAGAAAAAGAUUUUGGUGCCUUUAUGAGUCGAUCAAUCCCUGUAGCUACCAAGGCAAGACAAGCACACAACACUAUGCUAAGAUACACUCGUUGGCCAUGGUGGAAGAAGCUUGGAGAUGAGUUUAUGGAGGAUGAUGCAAUUCCUGAUGAUGCUAUAAACACAGAACUGGAAACUCUGUUUAUUGGAGGAAGGAAAUCCUUUUAGGUAACAAGCAGAAGAAUUUCAUAUUCAACGAGACUCAUAUCUAGCACUAUGCACUCACUUGUGUAUUUUUAAGGAAGGAAAACAUUUGAAAAAGACUGAAAAAGACCAAAGCCUUAUUUUAGCACAUUUUACUUAAUAAGAAUCCCUUCCUGUACAUCAAGAGUUGGAUCCUAUUGAUUGUGCUGUUGCAAAUAGGAUUUAAAUACUGUAGUUUUAAAUGAACAUAUUUUGUAAUUUGUAUCACUUUAAAAGUAAGUUCAUAAC
Molecule: messenger RNA, 2421 nt
Organism: Agelaius phoeniceus (red-winged blackbird)
Lineage: Eukaryota; Metazoa; Chordata; Aves; Passeriformes; Icteridae
Gene: IQCB1
Product: IQ motif containing B1
Biological process (GO): cilium assembly
Cellular component (GO): cilium
Molecular function (GO): calmodulin binding
Source: RefSeq, a predicted model, not a curated record